UAACAAUUUGAAUGAGUUGUGUUUGUGGUCUCACAGCAUUUAUGUUGUUUAACUCAAUAUUUGCUCUGAGUCUGCAUUGAUUUGCUGGUGUGCAUUUCAGCAGCCAAACAAGAAUAUUAGAGGGAAUAAAACAUGGUUAUCAAGUGAAAGAUAGAGAUAGUGAGGCAGUAGGCUGUGAUGGGUUAGUAAGACAUUCAACCUUGUCCUGACCAGACUCAUAGCACCAGUUCCUGCUCUGAAGGUGUGUCAGUUCAGGAGUGGGAAAAAUAUGUUUUUAUUAUUUUUUAUUUAUAUCCUAUCUCUUAUAUUCAAAUUCCUUGUUUUGUGGUUGUGGAGAGUUCAACCGAGUCGAUCCUGAGCCCGGUAUGAGCAUGUGAACUCUGCACAAAGACAAAUAUACAAUGGGGUCAUUUAAUCAGCACUAAAAAUGAGGAAGUGAGAUUAUGCUGUGUGUAAUUAAUAUUUUACUGGUUGCUACAAGACAUAUUUUGAAGUUAAACGUCACCGUUAUAUUGAUACAGUUUUUGUAGCUUGUUCUCUUUUUAUAUUUUAAAUGCUUUGUAUUUUUAUAUGCUAAUGAUUUCUAAUGCUGACCACAUACUUUACCUGCAGAAGUAAUAUCUGAUGUCAGAUAUUUAAAGCAAGAAACACUAAAUCAUUAUCAAGACAGCAACCUAAAGAAAAGUGAGUAGAAGAAUAAUGUAGCGCAAUCAAAAUGUUGCACAUCAUUACUUUUAGAGCUUAAACUGUGGAGGUUAAACCAAAUGAGCAACACAAGCCAAUGUGCAAUGUGUGUAUCAGCUAAAGCAGCCAGCAGAAAAGAGAGGAUGUGUCAGUGAACCAUACACACACCUUCUGGUUCCAGGUUUAAAUUGCGACCCGAAAGAGCAACUUUCAGAAAAGACAGAGCAAUAGUGACACCUGUUAAAAAUAUUUACACCUGUUAAGCUGCUGCAUCCAGAAGCUGUAAUGUUGACAUGACAGAGGUGUGGUGAGGACAAGAACGACACAUUGAGGGCAAUCCAUUAUCCCUGUGGGACCUACAUUUAAAACUUAAAGUGUGUGUAUCCCCCCCCCCCCCCCAAGCUGUCUGUGUACCUGUAAGAUAGUUUCAUUUUCACGCUUCGUCAAGAUUCCACUGCUUCCUUCCGCUGGUCAGGACACGCAACUGUUACCAUGCAACCCACCAUCCACAUCUCUCUCUCUCUUUCUCUCUCUCUCUCUCUCUCUCUCCUGGUUUUUUAGUGAAGGACAACGCAAAGACGAACAGGAAGACACGCACACACACACAGACCCACUCACAUCCACGGCACAUCCACACAAAAAAAUGAAGGCCGCUAUAGAUUUAUUUGAAAAGGGGAAGGGAGUGAGCCAAGUAUUUUUUGCUCAAUUGAAUUACAUCAGAAUAAAUCAAGCAUUCAGAUGUCUGAGUGCAUUAUGUCGCUGUGAUGGCCGCUGCAUGCAGGGACAUCAUUGGGCCGAUUCACUCUAACAGUCCUCAGUAAAUACAUGUUUAUUGGCGUCAUAAAAACUCCUUGCUGGUCUUUUUAUCGGCCAAUAGUACAUCUAGAAAAAACAAUCUACAGCUCUGCUAAAGAGUUCAGAAGAUGGCAUAAUGAAUACGAUCCACUGCCGCGUACACUCUGCAGUUGACCAAACUGCCAAACAAUCCACGUGACUAAAUGCAUGGCGUCACUGCGUGUACUUGGGCCGGGCAGUACUGCUGACACAAAGCUCUCCACACGUUUCAGCAGAAGUGCAGAGACAUGGCAAGUGGUGUGUUGCAGUGAGUCAUCUUGCCAAACCUCCCAACAACCGUGAGGAGGCAGAUAUGCUUGUGAUUGAGUUUGAAUGGGCUGAAUGAAUGAAUGGGUUAUUUCCUGCACUUAAUCUGCAGCAAUCACAUGAAAAGUGAAUUUGACACCAUGUAUUACAAUAUUUCAGUGGGGCAGAGUUAAGCAAUUCCCUCGGUGAGAACACAUUUUAACACAAUGCAUUGCAUUUCUGACAAUAUACAUGAUUACUUAAUGAUCGAUCUGAAGAAGAACAUAUAUAUGUAUCUCUAAAAAGGGCACAGCUGGCUGGUAAAAAAGAAAGGUCACAGAAUGAGUACUUGGUAUUUGGAGAAUCUCAAAUCAAGCAAGAGUCCCAGCUGAGAGGUAAAUAACCUCAUUACUCAUCUCUGAGCUCAGGCUGUGUCUGGGAAACAGACACUGCUCCAAGUUCUUUUCUGCCGGCCUUUUAUCUCAAUACCCAAAUCGAGCUCUUUUCACCGGAGCACUUACUGAGUAAUGGAAGGUCUAGAUGACGCAGAUUGAAGCCUCUCCAGCUCAUUUCCAUUGUUUUACGCUGAAAGAUAGGUGACAGCGAGAGGACGCUGUUUAGGAGUUUCUUGAGGUUAACUACUUCAUAUAUAAUUUCUCCAUCUGCUACACACAGAUAGACCAGGAUGACCUCUUAAAGCACGGCCCUCAGAACAACAGAUCCAUGCGACCUUGUGUUGUCUCUUGAAAACAUGAAAUCUCCAGCAGAAAACCACAGAAAGUAGAACAACCUUUAUAUCCUGUGGAAAAAACAGCCCUCAACAGUCAUUAUAAUCCAUUACAGUCCUCAAAAUCCAUUACUAAGACAAACAUUCCAGGUUGUGGGUUAGUGUGUUCAUGCAAGUCGACAUGCAACUGUGUGCAACUGUGUGCCUUUGGUAACAUAUGCAGAUGUAGUGGCUGUAGAGUUGUAAUAGGUUAUUUUGAUUUGCAUAUGUACAUAAAGGAAGUCUUUUUUUUUUUUUUUUAAAUGAAUGAAUAAAAAAUAUGAUAAUUAAGAGGGAAUAAACACUAAGAAUAUUAAGCUGAAUUUAUUGUGAAUGUAUUGUAAAGCAUAAGAGGUAGACACUGUUUUUAUUAUAACUAUGUAAUGACAAAUGUAACAAUUAUCUGCAUGAUGCAUGGGGUGAAUGUUAGUUCAUUGUUUAGAGAUGAUAGAUAAAAUGGAUGCCGGUUGAAAUCCGAGAUGUUACCUUUAUUCUGAAGGCAACACAAUAAGUUUAAUUCUCAAGGAAUCGUCACACUUCCUGUCCAAAUGACUGGAAGUCGGACGUUUGAACCUGCCAUCUUGAGAAUUAGCCUUACGCCAACUAAAGUAUUGCAUUGUUUGAACUGAAGAGUUAUUAUCUUUCGAGGUGUUAGAGGAGUGACUGCCUCCUAAAAAAAGAGAAGUUGUUAUAAUGGAGAGCUUUCUUUUCGCUAGACAGAUAAACUAAUACACACGGGAGCUGUAUUUAGACUGGACGUUAGUCUCAUUCCGGCCCCACGAUCGUGAACGAUAAUUGUCUCUCAACUUUUUCCAUUAAAUAUUGUUAAACUUUAUUCAUCGAAUCCUAGAUUUCCUUGAGCCCGAGACGUUCUGGUGGACAAAUCUUUUCAUGACUCUCACCAUCGUUUUCCAUUGGGUACAACUAAUGAGAAGUUUGGGAAAGAAAACAGAUGGUUGGUAAUAAAGUAGCAGACUAUCUGAAUGACGGAUGCUUUAUUUACUUCACAUGUCAUUUAGCUGACACUUUUAUCCAAAGCGAUACACCAUAGACACAGCUACAGGGAGCAAGUCAAGGUUGAGUGUUUUGCUCAAGGGCACAACGACUAUGGCGGGGAUUGAACCCCCAACCCUGUGAAUGAAAGACUGACACAGCUAACCACUGACCCACAGUCGACCCCUCAGAAGGAUAUCAUCCUUCCACAUAAAGGUGAAUGACUUUGACUGUGACCUUCUCCUAGAGUGCUGUCUGCGCAGACUAACAGCGCCUUGAUGAAGUUGUUUGUGCAAACUAAGCUUGUGCUUACGCGGGAUUCUUGAUAACGGGCUGAGCAGGAUUGUAUAUUAAAAAAGUUUUAUUAUAACACAAAUGUUUAUGUAAAAAUAAACAGGAAACGAAUAUGGUUACGCUCUCAGACACGUGCACCGUAACAUGGGAAACGAAUGCAUUUGGCUGAAGGCAGAUAACAACUGAACACACACACACACACACACACCCUUAUAUACAUUAUGUGCCAGGGUUAAGACGAGGUUAUUCAAAAGCCUCUAUUGACUGUAAUACAUGUCCUUAUGAGGACAUUCCGCACAGACGAGUGUUGAAUCCGAGCCAGAACUCAUUCCUCAAGAAAGUGGUUGACAGUGUGAGACAGAUGCUGAUGAUGAAAACAUUUGAAAUGUGUGGUCUCAGUUAGUCAAUCAGUCUGUGACUCUGUGAAACAUAAAGAGCUGCACUUCAUAAGUUAGUGGCUGUGUUAUCGGUGUUUGCUCUGGAUGAAGUUCAAAACAAUGAGUCUGUGACAAAUGUGUCCACGGAACAAAGCAGCCAACUUUAGAACAGUUCAUAGAUUAGAGACGGUGUUCUGGUUUCAGUCGACCCAGUUAUAAUUAAAACCUUUCUUCGGUUUCUGGCUCUUUUUUUUCAUCAUGGAGUCUAACUCUUUUUCUGGGUCUUUAUUGUGAAGCCAGCGUAUGAGCACCUCUCCACGUCUCUCUCUCUUUCUUUGAGGUGAUAAGUGAGCGGCUCCUGAUAAAAUCUGGCAAAUGUCCCAAUGUCCAUUACAGUGUUAGAAAAUAGAAGAGCAAACAUUACCCACCACCCACUGACGCAAGCACAUGCACUCCACACACAGAUCCUCACUUAUCAAGUAGUUGCACUCAUUCCGCCAAGCACACAUUAGAAAUUCAUGCCGGGACGUCAUUAAUGAGUUCACAUACGACAAAUAACACUCUGAAACUCUCUCGACAAAGUCUAUGUCAGACACAAAAGAUUAAAUCGGCAAAAGAAAGUUAUUUUUGUCAAAAUUACCUACUAACUGGUAGAAAUCAUGUUGAUGUUGAUUGUUUUCCAACCUAUUUGUUCUUCAUGGCAAUUAUUUGGAACUGUAUUUAUUAUCAUAUCAUUAUUUACUCUCUGAUCUCAUCAGUCAAACCUAACCUUCCCUCCAGAGCAUUGCUGCAUCAAAAUGUGAAUCAUAUAACUGAAACUGAAACAAGAGCUGGCUUCAGAUCAGCUUUAGCAGAAGAGAUACUCAUCGCGCUGGCUGUUUACACAGUUGCACAUCUUGGCCUAAGCUAAGCAAACUACUGUUUUGGUUCAUGGAUUUAUUACAGAUAUAUUUAAAUUCCCAUUAGCGAACAGUCUGAAAUGGCAGCUUCGCUUUCGUCUGACGGGAAAUAACUGAACAUUAUAAAAACAGAAAUACAUUUAUAUCUGACAGCAGACAGAGCAUUCUUGUGAUGAUACAUAAUGGUUGUGGCUGAAUUAAAAUGGGUUCAUAGUGAACUCUUUAUCAUCCUAAAUCGGUCAUGCCAUUACCAACUGUGUGUCUCAACUCUGUCCACUAGGUGUCACUACAGCCAUAGAAGAUGGUGUUGAGGCCACAGCGAUGCCAUGGACGACCGAGAGUAGGAACACUCUGAACGAUCAUAUGCGAUAGCAUCCUAUGUGAAGCCAAGGGUUGUAAUGAGAAUGUUCUCUUUGGAAAAAAGGGAGACAUCUCAUUUAAUAUAAAACCAAAAAGAAAACAUAACAAUGGUUCACAUAUGGUUUCAGCGAUGACAUCACAAGAUUGUCUCCAGUGAAGCACCAGCGAUAAUGUUGUCACAGGUGAUGCUGGGUGUCACUCUGUCCCUCCUCAUCCUUCUGACUGUCAGCGGUAACGUGCUGGUGUGCCUCGCUGUCUGCGCUUCCCGACGCCUCCGCUGCCUCACCAACUGCUUCAUCGUGUCGCUGGCUGUGACAGACUUGCUGCUCGGCCUCUUGGUCCUCCCUUUCUCCGCCCUCCUGGAGCUCAACAACGAGUGGCCGCUCGGUCCGGCCUUCUGCAACUUCUACAUCUCCAUGGAUGUCAUGCUGUGCACCGCCUCCAUCCUCACCCUCCUGGCCAUCAGCGUGGACCGCUACCUGGCAGUGACCAUGCCUCUGAGAUACGCCUCACUGGUGUUGCCAUGGAGAGUUGCUGUGGCCAUGGCCAGUGUUUGGACAGUGUCUGUGGCGGUGUCUUUCUUGCCCAUCCAAAUGGGGUGGAACACUGUUAAUGGCACAGUGCAGAACUACGGCCCCUGGGCUCCGGAGGGGAAAUGUCGCUUUGAGCUGAACAGGCCCUACGUACUGACAGACUCUCUUCUCACUUUCUACCUGCCUCUGGUGGCCAUGUGCUGGACGUACCUACGAAUACUACGCAUUGCACGGGCACAGGCCAAACGCAUUAUCAGUGACCGACCCACUUGCAUCACAAACUACAACUGCAGGAACAAUCCUUCCACCAGUACCACUAUGGUUUCCAGCGUAACAGCAGUGGCUCUGCGAGAGCACAAAGCCACGGUGACUCUGGCAGCCGUGAUCGGGGCUUUUGUGGUGUGUUGGCUGCCGUACUUCAUCCUGUUCACAGUGUUGGGCUUAAAUGAGCAUCCAGACCCAAGCACAGUACCAGAAUACUCCAUUGUGUUGUGGCUAGGUUACACCAACUCAGCACUCAACCCUAUUCUCUACGGGGCCCUCAACAGGGACUUCAGGUCAGCCUACACCCAUCUACUGAGAUGUCGAUGGCCUACUUACGCCAGAUACCAUCUCACAGAGGUGACGCUGCUGUGUGGCCACACCUCUGUCACAUGCAGGGCAGGUCAAACAGAGCCAAACUUAAUGCUUCAAGAACUGAACAGCAGGACAGCCACAGCAACUAUCCAAUUUGAAAAUGGCACUAAUGUUACAGAUGACAACAGCAAUGAAAGGUCGUGCUGAGCCUGUGCUGGUGAGGUGGGUGCAGGGUGCUGCGGUUGCAACCAAGAUCCAAACUCCAUCCGCCUGAGAGGAAAGAGCAACAGACGGACGGCGGAAGAUGGACGGAGAUUUAAAGCCCCUCUAUUUGGAAGCCUUCAGCGCUGCAGUCGAAGCACCCACAAUACGACAUCAACCACUCUAUAAUUAAACAAAAGAAUUGGAGAAAAUGGGACCUCAGCAACUCCACACCUCAUCAGCAAGAACAAACUACAUGCACACAGCCGGCCUCUACCAAUCCAGGACCGAACCGAUAAUGAUGCCUCUGCGUGGAUGGAGCUGCAGCAAACAUCACACAUAUGCUCUCAGACUAAUGGUAGCUAGUACUGAAGCUCUGGUGGAAUGAAUGAGACCAGCCGAUUAACACAUCGGUCAUCAAUUUCAAGAACUACAUUAUUUAUGCUGACUCGAGAGUGCACUCCAGUGGAAACACAAAGUAUCACAACUCUAACCUGGACAAACUAAAUGGAAAUGGAUGUUUCACAAACAGAGAUUGGAGGGGGAAAUGUGAUACAUUUACUUUUAUUAAAAUAAAAACUCCAUGUAGAAACUAAUGUUAUGUGUAUAUUUUGAAGAAUACAGAUUGUGUCUUUUCAAAUGCUUAUUCAGUGACAUAAAACUGUCGAAUGUAUGUAUUGCAUCAUAUUGUAAAGGUAACAAUGGACUGAAAAAUGGCAUGUUCUGAUCCUCUAAAAUACACAAUUACAACCAUACUGUAUGAAAAAAGGACGGCUGAAAUAUAGAAUACAACGUAUCCUACCACUCUUUAGAGGGCAAUAAAAAUAGGCUGUAGUUACGUAUGGAUAGGGAUUAUCAUGUGGGAUGAUGCGCAAAACAUUGGAUGAGUGGUAAUACAAAGACAUUGGAAACAAUUCAUCACAGCUGUCAGCACAUAUUGCCUCAAACCGUUGCCACAUUAACACUUAACCUUCUCCAUACUCCCUUUGAGGACUGACACAGAAGUGUACAUAAUAUCUAUCUGCAUGUCAGGUACCAGCUGACAACAUUCAACAACAUAAAAACACUUUGAUCUAACCAUCAAUACUUUGUGCUAGAUUCCUUCUACCUUGAAUACACAGUCAAAUAUGAGGGACAAAUACACAGUCCUCGGUCAGUUAGAGACAAUUAUGUACACGUUUACAGUUAGAUUAACUUGAAAAGGCUCUGCACGUAAUGGAAGCUCUCAAAAGGAUUCGAGGAGUAACUACCCCGAAACGCAUGGGUCAAGAAUCCAAGAUAAAUACAUCAUCAAUCAUUUAAGGAGGAGAUUGCGGCAGCAGGCAGUGUGGGCAUUAAGAAUCAGCAAGAGAAAAAUGGGAACUUGCCAUUUUUAAAGGCCACUUAGUGCAUGUGAUUAGAUGAUAGUUUCCUGAUUCAUUGCAAUCUCCAGCCAGCUCACCUUUUGCUUAACUUUGACUGAGAUCAGCCAAUAGAAACCUUGAUGCACCCUAAUGUUUGAAAAUGUAUUAUUUCAUGAUCUUUUAACACUAUCGGCUAUAUAUACACACAUAUACAGGACUGUCUCAGAAAAUUAGAAUAUUGUGAUAAAGUUCUUUAUUUUCUGUAAUGCAAUUAAAAAAACAAAAAUGUCA
Molecule: messenger RNA, 8397 nt
Organism: Pseudoliparis swirei
Lineage: Eukaryota; Metazoa; Chordata; Actinopteri; Perciformes; Liparidae
Gene: hrh2a
Product: histamine receptor H2a
Exons: 4
Coding region: 5624-6769 (381 amino acids)
Biological process (GO): adenylate cyclase-activating adrenergic receptor signaling pathway
Cellular component (GO): membrane
Molecular function (GO): G protein-coupled receptor activity
Source: RefSeq, a predicted model, not a curated record